AUGUCUUCCCAAUCGCAAUCUGCAGGCUCUUCCUCCGACCAACCACCGAAUACUACUACUCAACCGACAACGUCCUCCACACUACACGCACGCGACGUCGACUCCGACGAUACGUCCAUUGUACUAGCCCUACCAGCUACCCCAGCGAUGGCAGAAGUCGAAGCAGCAUCCCAAACGUACAGUUUCCUCGCCUCUUAUUUUUAUCCCAAUCCCCCGCCUGCCGCUGCCUUUGCGGCCAUGGCGGGCCUGGCGUUGGUGACGGCCUUGGCUGGGGCCACCCAGGAGUCGAUAGAAGCCUUGCCGAAGGUGACGGUGACGGAGGAAACAACGGCGGAGUGCAGUAUCUGUUUGAAGGAGUUGGAGGUUGGGGAGGAAGCCAAGGAGAUGCCAUGUAACCAUAGGUUUCAUCCGGUUUGCAUUGUUAGCUGGCUCGAGAGGCGUCCUUCCUGCCCGCUUUGCCGGUUUUCGAUGCCUACGAGGGCGGAGGCGGCCGCACAAGGGCGAGGACAUCAAACCACCGGGGUGGAUUCGAUUGAAAUGGUUGAUUAG
This is a messenger RNA of Malus domestica (apple), 549 nucleotides long. The record is from RefSeq and is a predicted model, not a curated record. NCBI's taxonomy places the organism in Eukaryota, Viridiplantae, Streptophyta, Magnoliopsida, Rosales, Rosaceae.